Danaus chrysippus (African queen) is the source of this 1341-nucleotide messenger RNA. NCBI's taxonomy places the organism in Eukaryota, Metazoa, Arthropoda, Insecta, Lepidoptera, Nymphalidae. The record is from the annotation of a GenBank genome assembly.
AUGAGUCUAUCAGUAGCCCGGCCUUUAGUGUCGGUGUACACAGAGAAGAGUGAGAAGGUAGCCGAUGCAAACAUCCCGCUGCCGUUUGUUUUCAAGGCUCCGAUAAGGCCCGACCUUGUCAACGAUGUCCAUGUGUCGAUGAGCAAGAACUCUAGGCAGCCUUACUGCGUCAGCAAGGAAGCCGGUCAUCAAACCAGUGCUGAAUCAUGGGGAACUGGUCGCGCUGUUGCCCGUAUACCUCGUGUACGAGGUGGUGGUACUCACCGAUCGGGUCAGGGUGCCUUCGGUAACAUGUGUAGAGGCGGUCGUAUGUUCGCGCCUACCAAGCCCUGGCGCCGCUGGCACCGUCGCGUCAAUCUGCGGCAGAGAAGAGCUGCUGCUGCAGCAGCAGUUGCCGCAGCUGGUGUACCAGCACUAGUACAGGCAAGAGGUCACAUCAUUGAAAAGGUGCCUGAAUUCCCACUUGUGGUGGCUGACUCUGUCCAAGCCAUUGAGAAGACAAAGCAGGCUGUUAUCUUCCUAAGAAGAGUGAAGGCCUGGUCCGAUGUGCUCAAGGUAUACAAAUCUCAACGUCUGCGUGCCGGCAAGGGUAAAAUGCGUAACAGACGCAAGCUGCAGAGAAAAGGACCUUUGAUUGUUUACCACAAGGACCAAGGUCUGUCCAAAGCUUUCCGUAACAUCCCCGGAGUGGAGACCAUCAGUGUCAACAAAUUGAACCUUUUGAAGCUGGCUCCAGGAGGUCACGUUGGACGCUUCAUCAUAUGGACCAAGAGCGCUUUUGAGAGGCUCGACCCGCUGUUCGGCUCGUGGAAGACCCCGUCCAAGUUGAAGAAGGGCUUCAACCUGCCGCAGCCCAAGAUGGCCAACACUGACCUGUCUCGUCUGCUCAAGUGUGACGAGAUCAGGAAGGUGCUGCGCGCUCCCAACAAGCGCGUAGUCCGAGCUCCCCGCAAGCUGAACCCUCUAAGCAACGCUCGCGCGAUGUUGAGACUCAACCCGUACGCGGCCGUGCUCAAGAGGAAGGCUGUGCUAGAUCAAAACAAACGGAGCGACGCGCGGGCACUGGCGCUGGCUGAGAAGAGAGGGUGUGUACACGUUGCAAGUGUUCCAAGUGUGGACGCGUGCGGCGGCGUGCUGAUACAACACUACGCCGCCGCCGCGUCUGUGUGUAUCAAGCUACCAGCCUCAGACCCUGUAGCGAGGGCGCAGCGCGUCCGUGAGAGGAGAGCUAAGAGUCUGAAGCUAGCGGCUGCCAAGGACCCCAAGAAGAAGAAGGUAGUCAAGAAGACGCCCCCGCCUCCCAAGAAGGAGAAGAAACCUAAGAAGGCGGCUGAGAAGUGA